GUAUGCAUUUUCUGGAAGUGAAAGGGUGGGGAGCGUUAACUUUACUUCUGUGUCAGAAAACUGCCUUCAAACCUACAGUGAUGGCAGAGGCACACCAGGCAGUAGCGUUUCAGUUCACCAUCACUGCAGAGGGGAUCAACCUGCACCUCUCCUACCAGGCCCUCAAUCAAAUCUACCUCUCCGGAUGGCGGUCCUGGAAGAAACGCAUCAGCAGGAUUAGGAACAGAAUCAUAAAAGGUGUAUACCCAGCUAGCCCCUCCUCCUGGCUUUUUGUUGUCAUAGCAAUUCUGGCUACUAUGUACAUGCAGUCCGAUCCAUCAAUGGGCCUCAUUACCAAGAUACAGGAGCACCUGCCCCUCAGUCUGUCUCUGAGUGCUCAGGGGCAAACAAUGCUGUCAGCAUUGGUGUUCAGUACUCUGCUGUGGUUGUCCCUCAUUCUGGCUCUGAGGUUCUGUCUAAAACUUCUCCUAUCAUACCAUCGAUGGAUGUUCGAGCAACAUGGUUGUAUCUCUACCAAGACCAAAGUCUGGGCGACUCUAGUUCAGUUGCUGUCUAGUAGGAAACCAUUACUCUACAGUUAUCAGACUUCUUUACCACACCUGCCUGUACCUUCCAUUAAAGACACACUGGAAAGACAUCUUGAGUCAGUGAAGCCUCUGCUAAGUGCGGCUGAUUUUGAGCGAAUGACAAGACUGGCUGCUGAGUUUGAGAAAAGUCUGGGUAACCGCCUUCAGAGAUACCUCAAACUCAAAGCCCUGUGGGCCACCAACUAUGUUAGUGACUGGUGGGAGGAAUAUGUUUACCUUCGUGGGCGUAGUCCCAUCAUGGUCAACAGUAACUAUUAUGGCAUGGACUUCCUGUAUGUGACACCCACGAUUAAUCAGGCAGCUCGAGCUGGAAAUACCAUCACAGCCCUGUUUCUAUAUCGCCGCAAGGUCAACCGGGAGGAGCUCAAACCUAGUCGUAUUCCUGGCACUGUCAUACCACUGUGUGCAGCUCAGUGUGAACGCAUGUUCAACACCACACGCAUCCCUGGGGAGGAAACGGAUGUGCUGCAGCACUGGCAGGACAGUGAGUUUGUCGCUGUGUACCACAGGGGCCGGUACUUCAGGUUAUGGGUUUACCGAGCGGGACGCUUGCUGUCACCCAGAGAGAUCCAGUUUCAGAUUCAAAGGAUCCUGGAUGACCCCUCACCUCCUUUCCCAGGAGAGGACAAACUAGGAGCACUAACUGCAGGAAACAGGGUGCCCUGGGCUCGGGUCCGGAAACAGUAUUUCAGCUCUGGUGUGAAUAAGCGAUCAUUGGACUGCAUUGAGAAAUCUGCUUUUUUUGUCACACUUGAUGAUGAGGAAGAAGGCAUGAUUGGGGAAGAACCUUCUGUGAACUUGGACCGCUAUGCAAAAUCUCUUCUACAUGGCAAAUGCUACGACAGGUGGUUUGAUAAGUCCUUUUCUGUCAUGGUUUAUAAGAAUGGAAAAAAUGGACUGAAUGCAGAACACUCUUGGGCUGAUGCUCCCAUAGUGGCCCACCUGUGGGAAUUCACUCUCGCCACAGACACAUUUCAGCUGGGUUACACCACAGAAGGAAACUGCAGGGGAGAGAUUGAGUGCUCCUUACCACCUCCUCAUCGUUUAAGCUGGGACAUACCAUUGGAGGUUCAGGCCCAGGUGUCUGAAUCUCUUGCUGUUGCACAAGCACUAGCUGAUGAUGUGGACUGCCAUGUAUUUCCCUUCAGAGAGUUUGGGAAAGGCUGCAUCAAGAAAAUGAAAAUCAGCCCAGAUUCCUUUGUGCAGCUGGCCCUGCAGCUGGCCUAUUACAGGGAUAGAGGGACAUUCUGCCUGACUUAUGAGGCCUCAAUGACACGUCUGUUUCGUGAGGGUCGCACAGAGACUGUACGCUCAUGCUCCAUUGAAAGCUGUGCCUUUGUCCGUGCAUUGGAAGCAGGAGAGGACCGAGAGCAUUGCAGCAAGCUGUUCAGAAAGGCUGCUGAGAAGCAUCAGAAUCUCUACCGUCUAGCCAUGACUGGAUCUGGCAUUGACAGGCACCUCUUCUGCCUGUAUGUGGUCUCAAAAUACCUGGGGACAGAGUCCCAUUUCCUUAAAGAGGUCUUGUCGGAGCCCUGGCGCCUCUCCACCUCUCAGACGCCUGUGCAACAGAUGGAGCUGUUUGAUCUGGUCAACCAUCCUGAGUUCAUCUCGCUGGGAGGAGGCUUUGGUCCGGUUGCUGAUGAUGGCUAUGGUGUAUCUUACAUCAUCAUGGGAGAGGAAAUGAUCAACUUCCAUGUGUCUUCCAAACACUCCUGCAAAGAGACUGACUCUCAUAAAUUUGGCUCUCAAAUCAGUCAAGCCAUGAUGGAUCUAAUGAGUCUACUGAGCCCAGACUUCAAGGGACCCACACAAGGCAACCCCAAAAAGCAGUCAUAAAUCAUGGCAGGGAGUCUGGAUGUGCGUUCCUGUUGUACUGAAGAUGGAUUGAUAUUUGUCUUUUUUUUUUUUUUUUAGGUGUAUGUGUAAUGUUUUGAAUGUGGGGUAAAGUGGAGCUAUAGCAGGGAAGUUAAUUGUGUUUCCCUAUUCAAUCGAUUUCAUAAAGUUUUUCUUUUUCGCAAAAAAACUUCAUAAAAACGUAAUUUUGUUUGUCAAAUAUGAUUAAAUAUUAACAGGAAGUGCAAAGACAGGUGACUUGUAUUUAAUGCAUAAUUUAUAAGUUAUGAGAUAUGGGAAGAAGUACUUGUGACGGAUCCAGUUGGAAACAUAUAUGUAAAAGAGUGUGUUUAACACAGAAUCGACAGUUCAAGCUGAAUGAUGUGACAAAACUACAUUUCUACCAUUAAAGUCAAUGGAGCUAUACAUUGCGAGCAGCGUGAUGUCUAACUCUUGCAUCUGUAUUUUGUUGAUUAAUGGUGGGAGCGAUUAUGAUAUGUUGCAACACUUGCUUGUGUAGAUUAGUUAGACCUAUAACAUGUGCGUUGACCGUUACAGUGGUGGUGAAUUUCUUAAUAUUUUGCAUUAUGGUAAAUUAAUUUGUAAAGAUUAUUAAAAUAGCAGGGAUGUGUGUUUGAAGAAAUAGGUACAGUUUAAUCCAGUAGCUAUAGUGGAAUUUAGCAAAACUGCUUAAACCACUUACAACACCUUUUAAAGGGAUAGUUCACACAAAACAAAAUACAAUUCUGACAUCAUUUACUCACUCAUGUUGUUCCAUGGAAUACAAAAGGAGAUGUUAAGCAGAAUGUUAGGGAAUGACAGUCUCGGUCACUGUUCUCCUUCGCUGUAUCUUUUUGCCAUGUGAUGAAAGUGAAUCGUAAACGAGGCUAAGAUUUUGCGUAGAAUCUCCUUUUGUGGAAAAGGAGGAAAAAGAAAGUCACACAGAUUUGGAACAACAGGAGUCUGAGUGUAUGUGCCAUGAUUUGGCGUAACAUUAGUUGGGUUUCCAUCCAUGUAUUAAAAAAAAAAAAAAUGCUGGAUGGAAACACUAAAAUGAUAAUAAAAUACCCAAAAUGGGCAUAAAAUGUA
Molecule: messenger RNA, 3509 nt
Organism: Myxocyprinus asiaticus (Chinese sucker)
Lineage: Eukaryota; Metazoa; Chordata; Actinopteri; Cypriniformes; Catostomidae
Product: carnitine O-palmitoyltransferase 1, liver isoform-like
Exons: 19
Coding region: 3-2423 (806 amino acids)
Biological process (GO): fatty acid metabolic process; carnitine metabolic process
Cellular component (GO): mitochondrion
Molecular function (GO): carnitine O-palmitoyltransferase activity
Source: RefSeq, a predicted model, not a curated record